AUGACGACGACGACCACGGCUGCAUUCAUGGCUCGAGCGAACCCGAGGUCGUUCGGGCGCAUCCUCCUCGCGCAUCGUCAGCGAGCGCUGAGCGAGGGACGGUGGACGAGACGCUCCGUCGUGGUCGUGACGAACGCAUCGGGACAAUCCGCUCCGGGAACGGCGCGGGCGAACAGAGGAAUCGGGGGGACGCCGCUCAUUCGCUCGGACGCGGCGACGGGGCCGACGCUCGCGAGGAACGCGCGGUUGGUGUACGGAUCAGCGGUGAGCGAGACCGUCGAGAACGGCGGAGAGAGCGGUACCGAGGGACGAGAUCUCACAAAACUCUGGCUCACGAACACGAUGACUCGGAAGAAAGAACUCUUCAUCCCCAGGGACCCGGCGGGGAAAAAAGUGCAAAUGUACGUGUGCGGAGUCACCGUGUACGAUUAUUCGCACAUCGGUCACGCGCGCGUGUACGUCGCCUUCGACGUGUUGUACCGCCGACUCAUGGGCUUAGGAUACGACGUGACGUACUGUAGGAACUUCACCGACAUCGACGAUAAAAUUAUCAAGCGCUCAAACGAAAGCGGCGAGACGUGCGAGGCGCUGACCAACAAAUUCAUCGACGCUUUUCACGAGGACAUGACCGCUCUCGGCUGUCUCCGACCGACACUCGAGCCGCGAGCGACGGAGUGCGUCGAUGACAUCAUCGCUUUCAUCGAGCGUUUGAUCGCCAAGGGAAACGCGUAUGAGGCAAGUGGUGACGUGUACUUCUCGGUUGAUACCCUUCCAGCGUACGGCGCGUUGUCUGGCAGAAAGCAAGACGAUAAUCGUGCCGGCGAACGCGUGGCCGUGGACGAACGAAAGAAAAACCCGGCCGAUUUCGCCCUCUGGAAGACGGCGAAACCGGGUGAGCCGACUUGGACGAGUCCCUGGGGAGAUGGUCGGCCCGGCUGGCACAUAGAGUGCAGUGCCAUGAUCGAAAAAAUGCUCGGUCCGACGAUCGAUAUUCACGGUGGCGGACAGGAUUUGGUUUUCCCGCACCACGAGAACGAGCUCGCGCAGUCUUCGGCCGCGUGCGGAUGCGGGGCACACGCGGAUGAAAAUCCAUUUGUGCGAUACUGGGUGCACAAUGGGUUCGUCAAGGUGGAUUCUGAGAAGAUGUCCAAGUCACUAGGGAACUUUUUCACGAUUCGAGAAGUUUUGGACAAAUAUCAUCCGUUUGUCCUUCGAUUCAUGCUUCUUGGCGCGCACUAUCGAGCGCCCAUCAACUACACGCAAAGAGCUCUGGAGGAAGCUUCGGAUCGCGUGUACUACUUGUAUCAAACGCUCCAAGACGUCCGAAGCGUCAUUCGCGACGCCGCUGUCGAGGAGGAUGCGACAAAACCCGUACCGAUGGUGGCAGACGCGUUGAAGCUCGCAAAUGAGACGGAGAAGCAAGUUUUGGAAUCGUUGAACGACGACUUGAACACUCCGGCGGUGAUGGCGACGCUCUCCGCACCACUCAAGUCGAUGAACGAUUUCAUGACUACCAAGGCUGGGAAGAAGGCUGUAGGUAGAGUUCGAGCCCUACAAGCGCUUUUGACCUCCAUCGAGGGCGUGCUAGAGGCUGUUGGUAUGCCCAGAGGUGAGGAAGAUGUCUUUCUCGGUGAACUUCGAGCGAAAGCGUUGCAUCGCGCAGGUCUCACGGAAGACGCACUGUUAGCUAAAAUAGAAGAACGCAAGAAAGCGCGCGACGCGAAAGACUUUGCAGAGUCUGAUCGCUUGCGUGAUGAGCUUUCCGCGCGCGGUAUCGGUCUCAUGGAUGGCGCGGCGGUGGCCUGGCGUCCCGUCCCGGUGGUUGACGCAUAG
Messenger RNA from Ostreococcus tauri, 1833 nucleotides. RefSeq names its product Aminoacyl-tRNA synthetase, class 1a,anticodon-binding. The record is from RefSeq and is a predicted model, not a curated record. Bases 1 to 1833 code for a protein of 610 amino acids. NCBI's taxonomy places the organism in Eukaryota, Viridiplantae, Chlorophyta, Mamiellophyceae, Mamiellales, Bathycoccaceae. Gene Ontology annotation, cellular component: cytoplasm. Gene Ontology annotation, molecular function: cysteine-tRNA ligase activity; ATP binding. Gene Ontology annotation, biological process: cysteinyl-tRNA aminoacylation. The transcript has a single exon.